AAAUUCAUCUUCUUCAUCCAUUCAUCUCGUUUCGUUAAUCAUGAAUUCGAUGUUUAGUUCGUUCGACGCCUUAUGCGCGGAAGUGAUGGGCCACAGUUUCAAGAACUCCUUUCCUUCUUUAAAGAACAACCCUGUUUCCAACGGCGAUCAACAACGAUCGGAGGAGGCCAACAUGAAGGGGAAACCCUCGCCGCCGCCGCCGCCAACUGCCGAUGGAACCGGCGGCAGGAAAAAGAAGGUGGUUAGUGCCAGAUUUGCGCCGGAGCUUGAUGGGUUAAAUUGCUUUGAGACGCUCGUGUCUUUCUAAUAAUGUAAUUAGUUAUGGAAUCACAAGAUCAUACGCUUAUAGAUUCUUUGAAUUUCAUUCCAUUGAUUUGAUUAAACAUAAUAUACGAAAUCAAAUUCUUUCUUAAUUAUCUCUCUUUUCUCUUUCUUCUUCUUGUUUGUGCUUAAUCAAGCGUACUACAGAGCUUUAUGUUAAUG
Molecule: messenger RNA, 483 nt
Organism: Impatiens glandulifera
Lineage: Eukaryota; Viridiplantae; Streptophyta; Magnoliopsida; Ericales; Balsaminaceae
Exons: 1
Coding region: 41-307 (88 amino acids)
Source: RefSeq, a predicted model, not a curated record